UAGCUGGGUCGGGUGGGGGGACGAGUCCCUGAGCCUCCUCCCUGAGUCUAAUUGGGGGUGCCACCCACCCUUCUGUCUGCCACAUUGCAUUUGGACACGUCUGACCUGGUUCAGUUGGGACACAGGCACCCUGCACUAAUGAGGCAGAGCCUUGCAGGGAGAACCUUGCGGGUGAGCCCACCCUGUGCUGCUGCCCGCCCCCAAAUCAUGUGCUGGACCCCAGCUUCUGGGAAAGGGUCAGAGUUCACCACGCAUCACGGUGGGUCCUGUCCCUCAGCCCUAAAGUUCCUCACAGUCUCUGGGAUGGGUGAGGCAGUGUCCCUAACUAGAAUUCUCGGCCGCCGUGUCUUGGCACGGCAGUUACAGGCACGUGCCCUGGACUGCCUAGGCAUGAGUCUUGGCAUUGCCACCUUGAUGGGUGACUUAAUUAAUUCAUCUGAGCCUGUCCAAAGCAGGUUGAUAACGGGACCUGCCUCGGGAUCUGGUGGGGGCUGAGAGAGCGGUUUGUACCACCUUUAGCUUUUACGGUCAGGACCUGGGCCCUGUUACAACAGUGGGGUGGCAAGGCACGGUUGUUCGGCUAGCACAGCAAGUACUCUGGAAAAAUCCCUCCGGAAGGUGCCAUCUCGUUCAGGGUGGUAACCCAGCCAGGCUAUUCUCCAGCGCUAGAAAGAUCACACCAGGUAAAGCACUCGGCUUGUCUUGGGGGCCACAUUAUCCAAGAGGUGGUGGGAAGAGAUGACGGUGAUUUGUCUCUACCUUUCGUUACACGCCGGUCUCUGGUACUAAUUUCUUCCUGUUCUCAAGAGCAUGUGGUUAAGUUUAUGUGUUCUUCUCUAACUUCCUGGACUUGAGCAUGUUAACAAGUCACGCUGGUCACGUGUGUAUUAUGUUGCUUAACAAGUGUGUGUUUUGUUGCUUAAUCUGUGCCUCAGUUUGUCCAUCUGUAAAAUAGGGAUACUGUGCACCACAUUGAAGGAUUAAAUGAGUUGAUGCAGCUAGAGCACCGAAGAGGGUGUUGCAUAUAGGGUAGUAAACGCUGAAAGAAAAUUACUGUAUCUUUAGGUGAGAGGAUUUGUGUGCGGAGGGCCAGGUUAUUACUUUUUGGAGCAGGAGUAUUGGGAGAAGCCUUCCCGACUGUCACGAUGUGGUUUUGGUGUCUGAACAACAGGGAGGUAUGUGGUAGAGAGAGAUGGGGAGGGCUUCCAGGCUGAGGAGGCAGCCGUAGCACAUGCCUGGAGGCGCGCUUCAUUCAUCCUGUGUGUAGAAUUCGUCAGGGAGAGGCACUGAGCUGGGCACCUUUCAGCCUGCGCAGGUUCUGGAUGCCGGUGUGUGUUGUGACAGUAAGACAGCAAGGGAAGUUCAUGUCAAUGCACAUCCGGGGUGAUGCAACUCACAUAAUCGAAUUAUACAUUGGGAGAGGGGGAGUAUUUUAAAAUAGCUUCCCCACUGGGGCACCUGGGUGGCUCAGUCAGUUAAGCCUCUGACUUCAGCUCAGGUCAUGAACUCACAGUUCGUGAGUUCGAGUCCCGCGUCCGGCUCUGUGCUGACAGCUCAGAGCCUGGUGCCCGGUUCCGAUUCUGUGCCUCCCUCUCGCUCUGCCCCUCUCCUGCUCACGCUGUGUCUCUUUCUCUCAAAAAUAAACUUAAAACAGCUUUCCCGGGCUAGCCCAGGUAGCUGAGGACACUUAGAGCUGGUUGGUGUCCUUCCCUGAACCUUCCUCCCGUCCUCAUGUGCCUAGUUUAUAGGGGCAGGAGAUUUUUCCUGAAUGUUGGCAUGCGGCUUUGGGAAGGGUGCUCUGCUCACAUGUCUGCUUGGUAGACUGGGGGACAGGUUGGCGCUGCUGAGGCCCUGGGGGAAGGCCCGAGGUAGUUAAUCAUUGUCCGCUCCUGGCUGCAGGCUCCACCUGGGCCGGUCUAGGAGGGAUCCUCCUGACUGACACAGUAAAGGGCCGUCUGAGGGAAUCUUGGGCCCUGGAUGAGAGGGAAGUAAUGGCCCUCAAUUUCAGCCUCUGACCUGCUUGUUACUAGCUUCUGACUGGAAGGCCUCACUGCCCUCCCCCCCUCCCCAAGCUUCUGUGUACCCUUUAGUGUCUUACACCCCAUGACGCAGACGCCCUCCUGGUGUCAGGCUACCUAGGUUAUUUAGUUCACUGGCUUGGCCAAGGGUAAGACGCUGGGAAUUAAUUAUUACUUGGAACCACACUCCAGCAGUUUUCCUCGGAUUUUGGCAGCUUGGCCUCACAGGAACUGGCCGUAGGUCAGCCAACCUGUUCUUCCGGGUCAGGGCUUGGCAGUGAAUGGGGGUGAGGAGCAGCUGAUCAGACCAGGUCAGGCAUUCCUCUGUUUCCGUGGGGCUGGUGAGGUUCCUUAACAUGCAUCAAGAGAAAACAGACCAAGAAGUGUGGCGCUGUACACCCUGGACCACGUGGGGAAACAAUGAAGGGAGACACCAGACAACUCAACAGAGAGGAGGACGCCAGCGGGAGGGAAGACUCCAUCAUCACUAACGGGGGCUGCAGCGACCAGUCUUCUGACUCCAAGGAUGCGCCCUCACCCCCCAUCCUGGAGGCUAUCAGCACCCCGGAGAUCAGAGGCCGAAGAUCAAGCUCACGACUGUCCAAGAGGGAGGUCUCCAGUCUGCUAAGUUAUACUCAGGAUCUGACGGGUGAUGGAGAUGGCGAAGGGGAAGACGGGGAUGGCUCUGACACCCCAGUGAUGCCAAAACUCUUCCGUGAAACCAGGACUCGGUCUGAAAGCCCAGCUGUCCGAACCCGAAAUAACAACAAUGCCUCCAGCCGUGAGAGGCACAGGCCCUCCCCACGCUCCACCCGAGGCCGGCAGGGCCGCAGUCACGUGGAUGAGUCCCCCGUGGAGUUCUCAGCUACCAGGUCCCUGAGGCGGCGGACAGUAUCCUUGGCAGGCACACCGUGGCCGUCCCCCGCCAGCCCCUACCUCACCAUUGACCUCACAGAUGAUGAUGUGAUGCCCCAGAGCAGCAGUACGCCCUACGCCCGCCUGGCCCAGGACAGCCAGCAGGAGAGCUUGGAGUCCCCGCAGGUGGACGCGGAGGGGACAGAUGCCGACAACACCGAGUAUCAGGAUGGGAAGGAGUUUGGAAUAGGGGACCUUGUGUGGGGAAAGAUCAAGGGCUUCUCCUGGUGGCCUGCUAUGGUGGUGUCAUGGAAGGCCACCUCUAAGCGACAGGCCAUGUCCGGCAUGCGGUGGGUCCAGUGGUUUGGUGACGGCAAAUUCUCCGAGGUGUCUGCAGAUAAGCUAGUGGCCCUGGGGCUGUUCAGCCAGCACUUUAACCUGGCGACCUUCAAUAAGCUGGUGUCUUACAGGAAGGCCAUGUACCAUGCUCUGGAGAAAGCCAGGGUGCGGGCUGGCAAAACCUUCCCCAGCAAUCCUGGUGACUCCUUGGAGGACCAGCUGAAGCCCAUGUUGGAGUGGGCCCACGGGGGUUUUAAGCCCACCGGGAUCGAGGGCCUCAAACCCAACAACAAGCAACCAGAGAACAAGACCCGAAGACGCACAGCCGAUGACUCGGCCACCUCGGACUACUGCCCCCCACCCAAGCGCCUCAAGACAAACUGCUAUAACAAUGGAAAAGACCGAGGAGAGGAGGACCAGAGUCGAGAACAAAUGGCUUUGGAUGUUAGCAACAACAAGGGUAGCCUGGAAGAUAGCUGUCUGUCCUGCGGUAGGAAAAACCCUGUGUCCUUUCACCCUCUCUUUGAGGGUGGGCUCUGCCAGACAUGCCGGGACCGGUUCCUCGAGCUGUUCUACAUGUACGACGAUGAUGGCUAUCAGUCCUACUGCACUGUGUGCUGUGAGGGCCGCGAGCUGCUUCUGUGCAGCAACACGAGCUGCUGCCGGUGCUUCUGUGUGGAGUGCCUGGAGGUGCUGGUGGGCACAGGCACGGCAGCAGAUGCGAAGCUGCAGGAGCCCUGGAGCUGCUACAUGUGCCUCCCACAGCGCUGUCACGGCGUCCUGCGGCGCCGGAAGGACUGGAACAUGCGCCUGCAGGCCUUCUUCACCAGCGACACGGGGCUCGAAUACGAAGCCCCCAAGUUAUACCCUGCGAUUCCCGCAGCCCGAAGGCGGCCCAUUCGAGUCUUAUCCCUGUUUGAUGGAAUUGCAACAGGGUACUUGGUCCUGAAAGAAUUGGGCAUCAAAGUGGAGAAGUACGUCGCCUCCGAAGUGUGUGAAGAAUCCAUCGCUGUUGGAACUGUCAAGCAUGAGGGCAACAUCAAAUAUGUGAAUGACGUCAGGAACAUCACAAAGAGAAACAUUGAAGAAUGGGGCCCCUUUGACUUGGUGAUUGGUGGAAGCCCAUGCAAUGAUCUCUCAAAUGUGAAUCCAGCCAGGAAAGGCCUGUACGAGGGCACCGGCCGGCUCUUCUUUGAGUUCUACCACCUGCUGAAUUACACACGCCCCAAGGAGGGUGACGACCGGCCCUUCUUCUGGAUGUUUGAGAAUGUGGUAGCCAUGAAGGUCGGUGACAAGAGGGAUAUCUCUCGUUUCCUAGAGUGUAACCCAGUGAUGAUCGAUGCCAUCAAAGUGUCUGCUGCUCACAGGGCCCGCUACUUCUGGGGCAACCUGCCUGGAAUGAACAGGCCCGUGAUAGCAUCAAAGAAUGAUAAACUCGAGCUGCAGGACUGCUUGGAGUUCAAUAGGACAGCAAAGUUAAAGAAAGUACAGACAAUAACCACCAAGUCGAACUCGAUCAGACAGGGGAAAAACCAACUUUUCCCUGUUGUCAUGAAUGGCAAAGAAGAUGUUUUGUGGUGCACUGAGCUAGAAAGGAUCUUCGGCUUUCCUGUACACUACACGGAUGUGUCCAACAUGGGCCGUGGUGCCCGCCAGAAGCUGCUUGGGAGGUCCUGGAGUGUGCCUGUCAUCCGACACCUCUUCGCCCCCCUGAAGGACUACUUUGCCUGUGAAUAGCCCCCAGGCACCCUGAGCCCAGGAGCACCGGGGCAUGUGGGGCAGAGCCAGGACCCAGGAGGUACAGCCUCAGCUCUGCCCUUCCUCUGCUCCGCGUUGUGGGGUUGCGCCACCUAUCCUUGGCAGGAGCAGAGCCGUGCGACCCCCUCCUGGCAGGGAAAGCCUGAGGUGCUGCCUCCUUGUGCACAAUUCAGACCUGGCUGCUAGGAGUGGCCAAACACGGUGCUCGUUUUGUCUUCUAAAAUUUUUAAAACUUGAAGUAGGUAGUAAGAUGGGUUUUUUUUCUUUCCCCUCCCGGGUUUACCGCUCAGAGAAACAAUGGCUAAGAUACCAAAACCACAGUGCCAACAGCCCUCCAAUACUCAGGUUAAUGCUGAAAAAUCACCCAAGACAGUUAUCCCAAGACUAUGAUUUUUAAAAAACAUCUGCAGCUCCUUGUUUCCCAGGACUGCAGUGGUAGACAUGUAGCUAAGGGACAUUUUAAGGGCCCUGGGUGUUUUUCUUCCUAGGGCUAGCAGAAGAGGAGAUGAUGUCUAUGUCGUUCUUGAAUUUUCCCUAGCACAUUCCCCUGGCCUCAGUAUAAAGGGCUGGGACCCGCUGUCAGGGCCCGUGUAGAGUAUUUUCUGUAAUGAUGAUGAUUUCAGCAGGGAUGACCUCAUCAUCACAUUCAGGGCUAUUUUCCCCCCCACAGACCCACAGGGAGGACCACCCUUAGUGAUAUCCCUCCCAGUGACUGCAAUAGAACCCUCCGGGGAGCUCAGGAAGGGGUGGGCUGGGUAUAAAUUGCCAUAUGUUAUGCGGACAGGUAUGGCUUCUCGCUAUCUCCCUCUUCCCCACUAGAAGGGAACAAAGGAGUAGGCUUAGGUAAGACAUCCCUGCCCACCCCCAAAAUGCACCCUUCCAGACUACUCUGCAGGCACAGGUCUCCACAUUAGAAGUAGGAUACCCCAAUUCCUCAGCCUUUUUCUAAACUGAGAAGCAAUGACAGCCGGGGCACAAGCACAUUCCCUGCACUCUCCCCUCAUCUAAGAGAUUGCAGGGGGAAACUGCAAUAAAAGCUCGCCCUCCUUCCAGAGAUUUUAAAGUCCUUUUGUAUUCCAUGAGAAGUUGUUUUUAGGGGGAAUGGGAGGUCGGGAAAGCUGCAUUUCAGAAAUGCUGUCGUAAUGGUUUUUAACACCUUUUACUCUUCUUACUGGUGCUAUUUUGUAGAAUAAGGAACAACGUUGACAGGUUUUGUGGGAAUUUUUUUAUACACUUUUUUUUUUUAAAUCACAGACUUCUAUUUUUAUGUUUUAACAUUUUCAUAAAAAGUUUUUUUUUUUGUAACUGGAGCCACGUAACAAGUAUGGGGGAAAAUUGUGCCUUGUUUCAACAGUCUUGCUAAUUUUUAGGCUGAAAAAUGACAGAUGCCUAGAGUUUACCUUAUGUUGAAUUAAAAUCAGUAUUUCUCUAACA
Messenger RNA from Acinonyx jubatus (cheetah), 6404 nucleotides. It is a transcript of the gene DNMT3B, whose product is annotated as DNA methyltransferase 3 beta. Bases 2439 to 4949 code for a protein of 836 amino acids. The record is from RefSeq and is a predicted model, not a curated record. Gene Ontology annotation, cellular component: nucleus. Gene Ontology annotation, biological process: negative regulation of transcription by RNA polymerase II. The transcript has 22 exons. Gene Ontology annotation, molecular function: DNA (cytosine-5-)-methyltransferase activity, acting on CpG substrates; DNA binding. NCBI's taxonomy places the organism in Eukaryota, Metazoa, Chordata, Mammalia, Carnivora, Felidae.